Molecule: messenger RNA, 720 nt
Organism: Annulohypoxylon truncatum
Lineage: Eukaryota; Fungi; Ascomycota; Sordariomycetes; Xylariales; Hypoxylaceae
Exons: 1
Coding region: 1-720 (239 amino acids)
Source: RefSeq, a predicted model, not a curated record
AUGAAGUCCAUAUUCACCCUCACCACCCUCCUCCUCACCACGGCCUCGGCCCUCCCCUUCUCCGUGUCCCCAUCCCACCGCGGCCCCAGAGCGCUAGCCACGCGCUCGAACUGCACGGCGCACGCCGUCAGCGCGGACGCCGAGCCGGACACCGGCGGCGCCGGCCUCAACAUCACCAACGCGGACAACCAGACGCGGUCGUACUUCGUGUACGAGAACGGCUGCGACACCGUGCCUGCCAAGUACCUCUCAGUCGACGCCGGCGCGACCAAGUUCCUGCCCCUGCCCGCCGGCUUCCAGGGCCGCGUCGUCCGCGGCACGACCGACGUCAACCUCGACGGGUCGGCCCAUACCCUGGGCACCUGGGUCGAGAUCGGGCUCGACGCCUCGGGAACGGGCUGGGCCGACGUCUCGCUGAUCCGCGGCAUGGACGGCGCGGUCACGAUCGCGUCGGCGGAUGGCUCGGGCGCGAAGACCGGGUUCAGCGAGAAUAGUGUCCUAGAUGAUGCGACGGAGUCCAUAUUGGAGGCUAAGCCGUCGGGCGCGAUGGCCAUCAAGGCGACGGAGGACUGGCAGGCUGCGCUGCUGUCGAACGUGGUCAGUUACCUGGCGGGAAAGCUCGGGUACGCCGUCGCGUACAUCGACGACUACCACGGAAACCCGGUCAUCAGCUCGUCCAACAGCCGCUUCGCCGUUACGUUCUACGAGGGACGGCCCUAA